This is a messenger RNA of Maudiozyma barnettii, 1722 nucleotides long. It is a transcript of the gene PEX29, whose product is annotated as Pex29p. The record is from RefSeq and is a predicted model, not a curated record. NCBI's taxonomy places the organism in Eukaryota, Fungi, Ascomycota, Saccharomycetes, Saccharomycetales, Saccharomycetaceae. Gene Ontology annotation, cellular component: peroxisomal membrane. Gene Ontology annotation, biological process: peroxisome organization. The transcript has a single exon. The coding region runs from base 1 to 1722 and encodes 573 amino acids.
AUGGAUUCUGUGACAAAUUUCUUUUGGAAUGAAGAGACCCAGAGCAAUGAUCCCAAGACAAUGGUGACCCCAGUUAAUGGCCAAGAUAAUACAUUUAAACAAAGAAACGUAGCCAGUUCAGACAACACACCAUUGAAGAAGCAAACUACUAGAAAUUCCGAAGAGUCUAAGGAUGGUAAUAGUAAAAAUAAUAAAGAUAGAAAUAAAUCGGUCGUAGAGGGAACUAAAGAUGGUUCGACAAGUUUACAACAAAUGAUGGCAGAUACUUUAGUCGAGAAGGUUAUAAAGAUGGCAUUACCACCUACCUCAGAUUAUUCAAGGAUCAAUAUUGAACAGCGUACAGUCUUUAGCAAGACGAGGCCCAGUAUGUCUGUCCAAAUAAUGAGUAAUAAUUUCAUACUAAUGAAUUCUAGACUUAGUAUUCCUUUCAUUAUGAUAAAUGAAAUUAUCCGUUUAAUGAGUUGGGAAAAUGUACCCUUUACUUUGUGUAUACUAAUGGUACUAACAUUUGCUAUUUUGAAACCACUUGUAGCAGCAACUUCAGGACCUUUGUUUUAUAUUUUAUUUGGUAUUAUGGUCCCUAAAUACAUGUAUGUGCAUAAACCUAAUAAAAUCAAAAAUUUGAAAAAUAAUAAUACACCAGCUCAAGGUCCAGCAUUAAGGAAACCUGUUAUUCCUGAACCUGUGCCAGAAUUAAGUCAAGAGUUUGUAUUAAACCUGACAGAUCUACAGAAUCAUAUGCUACUGUAUGUAUGGCUCUAUGAUAAUAUUAAUUCCUGUUUAUCGAGUUUUGCUUAUUUUACCAAUGAACAAAUCUCAUGUUUAGUUUUUGUUGUACUUUUAUUCAUUGCAAUAAUAAAUCUUUUAUUUAUUGAGAACAUUGCAAAUUGGGUACCCAUUAAAUUUAUUUUAGUGUUAUUACUAUGGGGAUUUAUCGUUGCAAUGCAUCCGAUUAAUAGAGAGCUGAUAUUGAAGCAAAUAAACUCAGAAGAGACACGACUUAAAACUCUAUCCUUUAUAACGUCUUAUGAAACAUUAAUAAAUCAACAUUUAAGGUAUGUUGAGGCAAAAGAAAAUAAACUUGUUAAAGUAUAUGAAAUACAGAAAUAUAGAGAGACCUAUAAAGAAUGGAGAACCAUUGGAUUUUCAAAUGAUGAUUAUUGUUUAUUUUCUGACUUACGUAUUAAGGAAUUAAGCAUUUCAGAUUAUUGUUCAAAAUUAUUAGAUGAUGUGUUACCUCCAACCGAUUGGGAAUGGAUUCCAGGAUCAUCAUGGGUAUUGGAUUUAAAUCCUCAUGAAUGGGUCGAAGAUAAUUUUAUUCAGAAUGUAGAGAUUGAUUCCGAGACUAAAUGGGUAUAUGAUGUAGACUUCGAUGGGUUCCGUGGGAAGUAUAGACGUAGGAUGUGGACAAAUAUGGUCACAAGGACUAUUGAGACCAAAGAUAAUUGUGUUAAUAAUAUAGAAAAGGAUGAUGGGGAACAAGUCAUAGAGGAAGUUGUUAACCCAUUGAGAGAUGUGAUAUCAAAUCGUGAGUCAAGUUUCCAUGGUGUUACUAGAGGCUCUUUGGCUGGUGCACAUAACAGUAGUAUGAUAUCUGAAGGUAACAAGAUGAAUGACUCACUUCUUAUGGAAGGGGAUGAAACUGUAGACAGUAGUUUGACAAAUGAUGGAUCCUUUAAUGGUAUUAAUGAUAUGACUGAUUUCCUCAAUACAGCUGUUUGA